AUGGAAUAUGAAUGUAGCCAUCUUAAUUGGGAAUUCUAUAACCAUGAUGAGGCAUUAUUAGAGGACUUAAAGCAUUCACUUCUAUACACAACUUUAGAGCUAGAAGCAACUAUUGUGUCAGCCAAAGAAGAGAUUACCAAAAAAGAAUAUGAACUAAUUCAUGCCAAUAAUCUUUUAACCAGAGUCAUCAAAGAAAGAGAUGAAGCCAGAGAAAAAUGCAAUAACCUAAUGCUUGAAAAACAAGAGUUCCAAUCUCAAAUUGAGAACAAAUCACAAAGUGAAAAUGAACAUUCAGCACCAAAUGCUUCUUCUUCGGAUUGCGAAGAAAACAGUUCAACAACACUACCGACACAGUUUCAAGCAGUGCUGGAAUUAGCAGAAAAGAAACCGUUGCCGAAGAAAGGGAAGCUUUUGAAGGCAGUGGUUGAAGCUGGACCAUUGUUGCAGACACUUCUUCUGGCUGGACCAUUACCACAGUGGCAACAUCCACCUCCACAGCUGAAUUCAAUUGAGAUUCCACCGGUUUCGAUUUCGUCUCCGAAGAAUCUCUCUUUGAGCAAGAAAAGGGAAUUUGUGUUCUCUUCAGGUUCUGAUUCUUCUGUUUCAAAAUGUACAAAAGUUGUUGACAACAUACCAACAAUAUCUACAUUUGUCUCAAAUCAUUUCCUACCAAAUUCGCCAUUUUCAUAG
This is a messenger RNA of Vicia faba (fava bean), 690 nucleotides long. Lineage: Eukaryota; Viridiplantae; Streptophyta; Magnoliopsida; Fabales; Fabaceae. The record is from the annotation of a GenBank genome assembly.